Messenger RNA from Chaetura pelagica (chimney swift), 1359 nucleotides. RefSeq names its product PTEN induced putative kinase 1 (gene PINK1). Gene Ontology annotation, molecular function: protein serine/threonine kinase activity; ATP binding. Gene Ontology annotation, cellular component: mitochondrion. The record is from RefSeq and is a predicted model, not a curated record. Gene Ontology annotation, biological process: protein phosphorylation; regulation of apoptotic process; positive regulation of mitochondrial fission. Lineage: Eukaryota; Metazoa; Chordata; Aves; Apodiformes; Apodidae. The coding region runs from base 1 to 1359 and encodes 452 amino acids. The transcript is spliced from 8 exons.
AUGGAGAAAACGGUGUUUGUUGGAAAGAACAAGCCUCAGAAAGAUCCCCUGAGCUCCUUUCGUUGGCAGGGCUUCAAGCUGGAGGAGUAUCUCAUCGGGCAGCCCAUCGGGAAGGGCUGCAGUGCUGCUGUCUACGAAGCAGCGAUUCCUUCCCCCCCAGCCCGGGGGCAGGUGGAAAGCAGCUCAGGGGAGGAGCCAGCCCUGCAGCCCGGUGGUGACCCGGCCCAGGACAAGCACCAGUCAAAAGAGGCUUUUCCAUUAGCUAUCAAAAUGAUGUGGAACAUCUCGGCUGGUUCCUCAAGUGAAGCCAUCCUGGAUGCCAUGGGCCGGGAGCUGGUCCCAGCCACGGGAGCUGCUUUAUCCGGGGAAUACGGAGCCAUCCCUGCCUGCAGAAAACCUGUCCUUGGGAGGAAGAAGUUGAGACCUCACCCAAAUAUAAUCCAGGUGAUCAGAGCCUUCACAUCCUCUGUCCCUUUGUUGCCUGGAGCCUUCACAGAGUAUCCAGAUGUUCUUCCAUUAAACCUGAACCCCAGAGGGAUCGGCCACAGCCGCACGCUCUUCUUGGUGAUGAAAAACUACCCCUGCACCCUGCACCAGUACCUGAGGGGGAACAGCCCAGACCUUCGUCUCUCCACGAUGAUGAUUCUGCAGCUGUUGGAAGGAGUGGAUCAUCUUGUCCAACAUGGAAUAGCACACAGAGACCUCAAGUCUGACAACAUCCUGGUUGAAUUUGAUUCUGCUGGCUGCCCCUGGCUGGUGAUCACUGACUUUGGGUGCUGUUUGGCAGAUGAGAACCUCAGGUUGCCCUUCCCCAGCAUCUAUGUGGAUCGGGGCGGCAACGGCUGCCUGAUGGCACCCGAGGUGAUCACAGCCUCCCCUGGCCCGGGCAGGGUGAUCAACUACAGCAAAGCUGAUGCCUGGGCUGUGGGAGCCAUUGCCUACGAAAUCCUUGGCCUGGCCAAUCCUUUCUAUGGCCAUGGGGACUCCAGUCUGGAAAGCAGAAGUUACUGUGAAGACCAGCUGCCCAGCCUGCCCCACCAUGUGCCCCUGGAGGUGAAGCAAGUGAUAAAGAUGCUGCUUCAGAGGGAUCCCAACAAGAGAUUGUCUGCUCGUGUUGCUGCCAACGUGCUUCACCUCAGCCUCUGGGGCGAGGGGGUUCUGGCUUCCAGGGCCUUGCAACCCGACCAGAUGAUUACCUGGCUCCUCUGCCAGUCUGCAGCUGCUUUGCUCAUGGAUGGACUGGUGGAUAAAAGCCGGGUAGAAACCAAAAUGAAGAUGUGCUUUUUGGCAAACCUGGAGUAUGAAGACCUGUGGGCAGCAAUGCUGCUGUUGCUGGCCUGGAGAAGCCAGGCUGAGUGA